Trichomycterus rosablanca is the source of this 2350-nucleotide messenger RNA. It is a transcript of the gene cyth3a, whose product is annotated as cytohesin 3a. The coding region runs from base 250 to 1434 and encodes 394 amino acids. NCBI's taxonomy places the organism in Eukaryota, Metazoa, Chordata, Actinopteri, Siluriformes, Trichomycteridae. The record is from RefSeq and is a predicted model, not a curated record. Gene Ontology annotation, molecular function: guanyl-nucleotide exchange factor activity. Gene Ontology annotation, biological process: regulation of ARF protein signal transduction. The transcript is spliced from 13 exons.
UCAGACUGUGUAGAAAAAGCAUUCCAGUGAACACCCCACACUCCAGUUAAACGUGGAUUUGGGUUAAACAGUCUCUCCGGUGAGUGCAGGGUUAGAAUGAUGCUGCUGAUGCUGACUGAAGAUUAACUGGGUUGCGCGGCUGCUGGACCACACAUGUAAAAGAGGCGCUCGGAGAACUCUCGGAGAACUGACCCAGCGUUUGGAUCUACUUGUGCUGUAAUCUAUUAGAAUUAGUACUUACUUCAAAUCAUGGAUGAGGACAGCAAAGUACCUGAAGAUCUGUCCCUAGAAGAAAGAGAUGAACUGUCCAAUAUUCGACGAAGAAAGAAAGAACUACUUGAUGACAUUGAGCGUUUAAAGUUUGAAAUAGCUGAAGUGAUGACUGAGAUCGAUCAGUUAACAAGUUUGGGAGAGUGCAAAACCACUCAAAGGAAUAAACAGAUUGCUAUUGGAAGAAAGAAAUUCAAUAUGGAUCCUAAAAAGGGAAUCCAGUUUCUUUUGGACAAUGAACUUUUGCAACACACACCUGAAGACAUUGCACAGUUUUUAUUCAAAGGAGAGGGUUUAAAUAAAACAGUCAUUGGCAAUUAUUUAGGAGAAAGAGAUGAUUUCAACAUCAAAGUCCUGCAGGCUUUUGUGGAACUCCAUGAGUUUGCAGACCUCAGCCUGGUGCAGGCUUUACGGCAAUUUCUGUGGAGCUUCAGGCUUCCAGGUGAGGCUCAGAAAAUUGAUCGGAUGAUGGAAGCUUUUGCAUUGAGAUACUGCCAGUGCAAUCCCGGUGUCUUCCAGUCCACAGACACGUGCUACGUCCUGUCAUUCUCUAUUAUCAUGCUUAAUACCAGCCUGCACAACCCCAAUGUCAGAGACAAGCCCACUGCUGAGAGGUUUAUCUCAAUGAACCGUGGCAUCAAUGAAGGUGGUGAUCUACCUGAAGAUCUGCUCAGGAAUUUAUAUGAAAGCAUUAAAAAUGAACCCUUUAAAAUCCCUGAAGAUGAUGGCAACGACCUUACACACACAUUCUUCAAUCCAGAUAGAGAAGGAUGGCUGCUGAAGCUGGGAGGAAAAGUAAAAACAUGGAAAAGAAGAUGGUUUAUUCUUACAGAUAACUGCUUGUACUACUUUGAAUAUACAACUGACAAAGAACCUCGAGGGAUCAUUCCACUGGAAAAUCUCAGCAUAAGAGAGGUGGAUGAGCCAAGGAAACCAAACUGCUUUGAGCUCUAUAACCCAGGUCAUAAAGGCCAGCUAAUCAAGGCAUGUAAGACCGAGGCGGACGGCAGGGUUGUGGAGGGGAACCAUGUGGUGUACAGAAUAUCGGCUCCUACAUCAGAAGAGAAAGAUGAGUGGAUCAAAUCCAUUAAGGCCAGCAUCAGCAAGGACCCUUUCUAUGAGAUGCUGGCGAGCAGGAAGCGCCGGGUGGCCACCAAGAAGUGAGAGCUGGGUAACCUUUGCUAAAGCAGGAAUCUGUCUGCUCAUCCAGCAUGGAGAACCUCAAACCUUCUACAAAUCUGAAGUGUGUUUGCAACAGGAAACAAAAGAUUCACUCUCAGAAUUUAAACACUCCAUGUUUGAUGCUUACCUUGAUGGGAUUAUCUGCAGAUACGAUGGAGAAAUGGGCAUGGACAACAUCUGCUUGUGUGCUUUUUAGACUGUAGUUUGGGAUAGACAGUAACUGUAGGUUAGUUUAUCACCCCACAACUCUAAAAAUUAAAGACGUCGAUUCUGUUGAGAACAGUCAGUACCACACUGCCCUUUAUUGGCCAACUGCAGCAGCAACGCCACCAUUACACAGUGGUAUUAUUUGGAUGUUUACACACACUGGUUUCAUUUCAGUUCAUGUUCGUUACUUAGAAGGCUUAUUUAUGGAGAUGAUGUACGUGUAAAAGGACCAUUGCUCCCCAACAGCACCCACUCAUACUGGCAAGAACAGCACUGGUUCAUUGGUACUAGAAGGACUUUGCAGCUGCUGUUGGUGUAACAUGUAAACAAUGUAAACAAUGUAAAUUCCUGAAGGACCCAACAGUAAACUGUUAAAAUUUACUGUAAAUUGUUGUUACUUUUUUGCUCAGCGUGAACAAAAUCAGCAGGACUGGUUAUGCAGAUAUAAUGUAAUUUUAAAAAUGACUAACUUUAAAAAUCAACAUGCUCAACUGGUUUUUCUUUAACAUUUCACAUUUGGUGGUUAUUGUUCAUUAAUUAAUGAUGCACACGCUGCUACACUGAAUAGGUUUUGAAGGGGACAACGUAUAACCAAACAAAGUGUUUUCUCUGUCCCUUUUACCUUUAAGACUUUUUAUUGUAAAUUAUUUAUAGUUAAUUAUUCUACUUAUUAAAACUGUUUUACAACUUG